AUGUAUAAUAAACAAAACAAGACGGAACACGACAAGAGAAUAAAAAAUGUCGGGGAAGACGGACCCCUCCGACAGGCCAGCGCUUCCCCAGCCCGACCCUUAGUCGAGGGGAACGGACCCUUUCCACAGGCGCCCGGGGGCCCUCCGGAUGAUAGCGGCAGGGCGGAUGGGGCUACGGGAGGGACAGCACACGCCACGACCCAACGGCGGCACCCCGCGGAGGGGAAGGGAAACCACGCCUGGGCCCUGCCUCUCAUUCUUUGUACAGAAACAGAGGUUAUUGAAUCCCUGGGAAUUAUUAUUUAUAAAGCAUUGGACUAUGGUUUGAAGGAGAAUGAAGAAAGGGAAUUAAGUCCUCCCUUAGAGCAGCUCAUUGACCAUAUGGCCAAUACUGUGGAAGCUGAUGGUAGUAAUGAUGAAGGUUAUGAAGCUGCAGAUGAAGUCAUGGAUGAAGAUGAUGAUAAAAGAAAAAUCUCAGUUAUUCGAUCAUAUAAAGAUGUCAUGCAGUUGUGUGCUGCCCAUCUUCCAACUCAAUCAGAGGCACCAAACCACUAUCAGGCAGUAUGUAGAGCAUUAUUUGCUGAAACAAUGGAGUUGCACACAUUUCUUAGCAAAAUUAAGAGUGCAAAGGAGAAUCUUAAGAAGAUUCAGGAAAUGGAAAAGAGUGAUGAAUCCAGUACAGAGCUAGAUGAGCUGAAAAAUGCUGACUGGGCUCGAUUCUGGGUACAGGUGAUGAGGGAUUUGCGGAAUGGUGUAAAACUGAAGAAGGUUCAAGAACGACAAUAUAAUCCUUUGCCAAUUGAAUAUCAGCUCACACCUUAUGAGAUGUUAAUGGAUGAUAUUCGCUGUAAACGAUACACUUUGAGGAAGGUAAUGGUGAACGGUGAUAUUCCUCCUCGGUUAAGAAAAAGUGCUCAUGAAAUUAUCCUGGACUUCAUUAGAUCAACUCUAAUUACUUAG
Molecule: messenger RNA, 960 nt
Organism: Antechinus flavipes (yellow-footed antechinus)
Lineage: Eukaryota; Metazoa; Chordata; Mammalia; Dasyuromorphia; Dasyuridae
Product: protein spire homolog 1-like
Exons: 2
Coding region: 1-960 (319 amino acids)
Biological process (GO): intracellular transport; actin nucleation; actin filament polymerization
Cellular component (GO): cell cortex; cytoplasmic vesicle membrane
Molecular function (GO): actin binding
Source: RefSeq, a predicted model, not a curated record